UCUGACUUACAUAUCAAACUAUAAUACAGAUUUGUUACGUUACUAAAUAUUCUUCUAUUUUGAAAAAUUUUGUAACACCGUUUUACAAACUCUUAAAUGCAACUGCAAGUUUAAAUUAACACGGCACCAUUUUAGUUGUCCAAUUUGCUAAAGAUAAACGAGCGUAUAUAUAUAAGAUUGAUGAGCUGAAGGUUGUGGAUUUUCGUCUAAAGUUUGAUUUCCCGCCAUUUAUGGCCAGUGCGACCAAUUUUUUAACUUAUCGAAAGAUAUAUUUAUCGAUGUUUUAGUAAUCGAUAUACCGGUCGCCGAUUGGUCACACUACAGGUGACAGAAAAGAAAAAAAAAACAAAGCCAAAAUUAUUGUGGAAAAGUGUAAAGUUCAAAAAUCGUCGUCAAUCGGAAAAUUGGCGAUUAAACGAAAAUUGCCCGAGUGUGGAAAUUGAAUCCAAAGCAAAUACAACGUUACCACCUGACCUCCUUCCAAUAUAGUGAUUUUCACAUUAACCAUAGGCUUUCAAACACAAACACAUACACAGAAUUGUACGCUCCCAUACACGUACACACACACACAAUUCUCUUCUCUUUUUGCGAAAUCCAAGACCGAAGGCCAACGCCAGCUCCAAAAACCGCUCCAAAUGCGUUAGAUAGUGAAUUACCAUUACCCUCCCGAUCGAACAUUCAAAAUUUUGUGCACCGUCACGGUGUAUCAGCCAGACGCCAAAACCAAAACACAGACUCAGCCACAAUCAUGUCUAUGCGUACGAAAGUUCUGGGCCUGGUGGAUGUGAUGAUGCGAGUGCCGCCCAUCAUGGUCAUCGAUGAGAUACUCAAAAUUGGCAUGGGUCUGCCCACGCGAAUGUAUCCGGAAAAGAAUGAAGCUGGCACAUCGACAACGACGGUGGAAGUAUCGACAGAGCCGCCAUCUAAUAAUGAAGCAUUUUCCUUUAUAACAACAUUCUUCGGAUUGAGCAGUGGAUCGGGACCUGAUCCAUCCCCACCGGGUGAAGCUGGCCAAAAUGUUAUUGAACAGGCCAUAGACAAUGCCUCGAAAGCCGCCCAAUCUCGGGGAAUGCUAGGCAAUGGUUUCAAUACCAUAAUGGAUGGACUGGCCCACGAUGAAGCGAUAGCGAGCAUAAUCAGCAUUACGACAGUGAAAUUCGUAUUGUGUAUACUGGGUUUCGCGUCUGCCGCCUGCAUAUUUAUGCUCUGGACACGUCAUCUUGUGAUGGUCUACAUGUUUCUCACCUCACUGGGUCUCACAUUUCUGUCCUAUUGGUCAAAUGUCAGUGCUUUGGCCCUUAUGGAGGGUAGUCCGUGUAUCUUAGAAGAUCUCAUGUCAAUGAACACCACACGAAUAUUGGAGUCGGGUGGCAUUAUCGUCUCACUGGCACCGCAUGUAAUGGCACAAUGGUUCAUGGGCAUGCUCUUCGCUUACAUACAUUUGGGACCAAGAUUUGCGCUUCUGCAAAAAUCCAUGCCCAUGAUUUUUACUAGUCCCAUUCUACUUGCCAUUUUGCCAUUAUCCCCACGAUUUGUGCAACAGUUACCAAUAAUAGCGGGCUUCACGCCCAUCAUAUUAACCAAAAUCACAGUGAUUAACAGCAGCAUGGAGGCCAGUCGAACGGUGUACAAUGGUUAUCAGUAUGCUAUGAAUUUUGUAUCCAAUUUUGGUUUAUCCGCACUUAUCGAGAAUGAAUGGCAACGUCUUAAUGUGCCGAAUGUUUUAAGGGUUUUCUGGACAAUUAGGAUCUUGCAAGGUGCCUAUGUCCUGGUCAGUGCCGAAAGUGAGGCACCUUUGGAAGUUUAUCCCACUAUCGAGAAGCUUCUUGUUGAUGGCUGCGAGACUUUGACUGCUGUUUUGGGCAUGACAGGUGUAAUAUCAAUGAUAUGCCAUUAUAUUGGACGCGGCUUUCAAUGGUAUCUGCUGACGUAUGACAAUGACGAGGAGAAAUCACUGGGCACUGUUUCGGCGGUUCUUUUCUAUAUAUUGGCCUUGCAAACUGGACUAACCUCAUUGUCGCCAGACAAACGAUUUGUGCGAUUGUGUCGAAAUUUGUGCCUUCUGGUUACUGCCCUGCUACAUUUUCUCCAUAACAUAGUUUCGCCCAUUUUGAUGUCGUUAAGCGCUGCGAGAAAUCCUUCGCGCAAACGCCAUGUUCGUGCUCUAUCGGUUUGUGUUUUUCUGAUCCUAAUGCCAUUGAGUCUGCUUUACUAUCUGUGGACCCAACAUUCACCUUCCACUUGGCUCCUGGCUGUGACUGCCUUCUCCAUAGAAGUUAUCGUUAAGGUGCUUGUAUCGUUGGCCACAUAUGGCCUCUUCCUUCUUGAUGCUCGACGACAGUUCUUUUGGGAAAAACUGGAUGACUAUCUCUACUAUGUACGGGCCUUUGGCAAUUCUGUAGAAUUCUGCUUUGGUAUUCUACUCUUUAUUAACGGAGCCUGGAUAUUGCUCUUUGAAUCGGCUCAAAAUGCUACAGGCGGAGCCAUCAGGGCGAUCAUGAUGUGCAUACACGCCUAUUUCAAUAUAUGGUGUGAGGCCCGGGCCGGCUGGUCGGUGUUCAUGAAGCGACGUUCUGCUGUCCAUAAGAUCUCGUCCCUUCCUGAGGCGACAACGGCCCAAUUGCAAGCCUUUGACGACGUCUGUGCCAUAUGUUAUCAGGAAAUGUAUACCGCCAAAAUAACUCGAUGUCGUCACUUCUUCCAUGGUGUUUGCUUGCGCAAAUGGCUUUAUGUGCAAGAUCGUUGUCCGCUGUGCCAUGAGAUAAUGAUGUAUACAGAGAAAGCUGAGGAUAAUGCCACACAAGGCGAAGGUGCCGGUGCAGCCCCAGCUGAUCAGCCAUUAAGGAUAUAUCCACGAGAUGAUGGCAACAAUAUGGCAGCGCCAAGACAAUCGCCAGAACGUACUGCUUCCGAUGUGGGUGAGAUUGGCUCCACAGCAGCAACAGCUACAACGAGCAGUGCAGCAGCUAUAAUUGGAGCUGAAGCAGCAGCAGCCAUCGCCGAGGCAGCAGUAGCAACUGCUGCCGGGCUCAGUGUCACACCAAGUAGCAGUAAUGCCAGCUAUAUAACAACGUCGUCGGCUCAACCGCCGCCACCAACAGCCACAUCGGCGGCAGCUGUGGCCACUGCGGCUGCUAGUAAUACAACGCACAUCUUUCGGAUGUCGCAGGACCAGCAGUGAGCGAUGAUGAUCAUCCUUCUUACUAUUACAAAUUUUUACCAUUUGUGAACUGUUCUAUGUGUUAGUGUACUUACGAUUGUAAAAACGAAAAGAAAAAGAAAAAAAUGGGAAAGAAGAAAAGUAGCAUGCGAAUGUAAAGUGAUUAGGAGCAGCUUAGUUCACCUUUCCAAAGCAAAUUUUUCCAAUUUCCACACUCACGUCCUACACAUACACACACUCACACACACACACACACACACACAGCCAUGCUUUAUUAAAUUAUAUACCAUGCAUAUAAUAGCGCGCUGAACGAAACGAAGAUUUCCAAACCGGAGAUCUAUGUAAAUUAAGUUUAUGGUAACCAGUUGAACCCAAAAAGAUUUUUUGAAAAAUAUUAGUUAUAAGUUUGCAAAGAGAAGAAGAAAAACAAACAAAAAAAACCGAACAGUAAAAGUGUAAAAAUCAAGAAAAACAUAAAAAAAAAACAAAUGAAUGUGGUGAAGUCUGAAAAUGAUUUAAUCAAGUUACCAAGUAAAAAAAAAACAAAAAAACAAACC
This is a messenger RNA of Drosophila willistoni, 3717 nucleotides long. It is a transcript of the gene Trc8, whose product is annotated as protein TRC8 homolog. NCBI's taxonomy places the organism in Eukaryota, Metazoa, Arthropoda, Insecta, Diptera, Drosophilidae. Gene Ontology annotation, biological process: ERAD pathway. Gene Ontology annotation, molecular function: ubiquitin protein ligase activity. The record is from RefSeq and is a predicted model, not a curated record. The coding region runs from base 749 to 3181 and encodes 810 amino acids. Gene Ontology annotation, cellular component: endoplasmic reticulum; endomembrane system. The transcript is spliced from 8 exons.